AUGUCAGUUGGGCGUGUGGACCGUCACCUGAAGCUUAGUAGAUACACUCAGAGAACGUUGACAGCCGCUUCGGUGUAUCUGUCAGCUGCGAUUGAGUAUCUAGUUGCGGAAGUUAACAGAAUCUCUGGAAAUUUAGUCAAACCAAACAAACGAAAGACGAUCACACCUCGCCAUAUCAGGCUGGGUGUAUGGAACGACGCCGAACUGAACGAACUCCUAAAAUAUGUGCAUAUAAGUCACGGAGGAGUUUUGCCCUGCAUUCACCCCUCUCUGCUCAAGAGGAAAUCGGUGUCUGGUCAAGUACAAAACCGUACGGGGGGGUUGACGCCUCGUCCAGUGCCCGACAAGGCCUCUCUGGUGGAUCUGAAGCAGGUGGCAUCUAUAGCUCCUUGGUGUAAUUGUUCAAUUUAUAUGGCUUUCCUGCUGACCACACCACCGCUGUCCACUUCUUAUCCGAAAAUUCCUUAUCUAACCCCCUCUGUGUAUUUAUUGAAACGUUUCUUUCGCCGCAUCCUUAAUUAUUGUAAACAUUACAUUUUCAGAAUUCGAUAUAUUACUAUUGCUAUUCCACCUGUUUGUGUUAUACUUUUCAGGCAACAGUGUAAAGGCCUUUUCCCAAUAAGCCUUUAA
Dibothriocephalus latus is the source of this 630-nucleotide messenger RNA. The record is from the annotation of a GenBank genome assembly. NCBI's taxonomy places the organism in Eukaryota, Metazoa, Platyhelminthes, Cestoda, Diphyllobothriidea, Diphyllobothriidae.